GGCGUAGCCGGAGCAAGGGGAUUCCGCGCGUGCGCUCGGCUCGCUCCGUGUGGCUACGGCGGGAGGUUCCUGGAUAAUGUCGGCCCCUUUUGAGGAGCGCAGUGGGGUGGUUCCAUGUGGGACCCCGUGGGGCCAGUGGUACCAGACCCUGGAGGAGGUGUUCAUUGAAGUUCAAGUGCCGCCAGGGACUCGUGCCCAGGAUAUCCAGUGCGGCCUGCAGAGCCGGCAUGUUGCGCUGGCCGUGGGUGGCCGCGAGAUCCUCAAGGGUAAACUCUUUGAUUCUACAAUAGCUGAUGAGGGAACAUGGACUUUGGAGGAUAGAAAAAUGGUUCGUAUUGUUCUUACAAAGACAAAGAGAGAUGCAGCAAAUUGUUGGACUUCUCUUCUAGAAUCUGAAUAUGCAGCUGAUCCUUGGGUGCAAGACCAAAUGCAGAGAAAGCUUACAUUAGAGAGAUUUCAGAAAGAAAAUCCUGGUUUUGACUUCAGUGGAGCAGAAAUCUCAGGAAACUACACUAAAGGUGGACCAGAUUUCUCAAACCUUGAGAAAUAAUUGCUGGGUUUCUUUGCUGCAUUGUGUGGAUCCUAGCAGAUGUUGCAAGCUUGAUCAAAAGAUCAGAAUAUGUGGUCAAAGAAAUAUUUCGAUGCCUACAGUUAACAAAUUACAAAAUAUAUUUAAAUAUGGUUCUAAAAUUUGCAUUUAAAUAUGAUUUACAUAGAAAACGUACUGUGGAAGCUAUUCUGUGGAUAUGUGGUAACCUUUUUUUGGACUUGUUUUUGCCCAGCAUGAAGUUUUAUAUGCUGCAUUUUACUAAUUUCAUAUUUAAGUGUAUUUUUAAUACAAAAAUUAUUAGGGUAUAGAUCAUGUGAAAUGAAAGGAUGCCUUCAGGAAAAAUUAAGUUUUUCUUUUGACAAGUGGGAUGCAGGAGAAAUGUUCAAUAAAGUUUUCUAACUAGGGGUUGUGUACCCCUUUGUCUAAGUAUACCAAUUCACACAAGGGAAUUAUAGUACUCAAAAAAAUAUUUAAGAAAGGAAAAAAAUCUACAAAUGUAUUUUGAGUAAGUAAAUUUUAAGAGUUAAUGAAAAUUUCUUAAUUAGCAUAUUAUUCCUUGAGGGAUUAGUUAUGUUAAGAAAUUGAAAAAUAGUUAAAAAUCUAAAAAUAGGAGUGGAUUAAUACAAAAGAAGCAGCAAAGUGAAUAUAGUUAUUGAGCGAGUCCUUUAUUAGUGGUAAAAAGAAAAUUAAGGUCACUUAUUGUAAGUCAGUUUGAUCUUCAGUGAUCCAGACAUAAAGGUAGAAAUUGUCUACUGAAGUUUUAUUUCAUCCUUUUUAUGGUCUUUUUAAUUCUUAAAAUAUUUUAAAUCUUAAAUACAUAGAAAAGUUACUACAAGUACACAGAAUUUUUUCUUCCUGAACCAUUUGUGAAUAAGAUGAGGACAUGAUGCCCCAUUACCUCUGAAUACUUUAGUGUUCACUCGCUUCAAAGGACAUUCUCUUACAUAACUACAAUGCACCCAUUAGUUUUUUUUUGGCGGCUGGCUGGUACAGG
Molecule: messenger RNA, 1544 nt
Organism: Galeopterus variegatus (Sunda flying lemur)
Lineage: Eukaryota; Metazoa; Chordata; Mammalia; Dermoptera; Cynocephalidae
Gene: NUDCD2
Product: NudC domain containing 2
Exons: 4
Coding region: 77-550 (157 amino acids)
Biological process (GO): protein folding
Cellular component (GO): cytoplasm
Source: RefSeq, a predicted model, not a curated record